AUGCAUUCGAUAAACGAAAUUUACGUACGAAACCCAAGCUCUUUACGUUGUAAAGGCCGGGUGCCAGCAAAGCUUAAAACAAGCCCGUUACCGGUUUUACCCUCCUGCAAGCCCGUUACCGGUCUUACCCUCCUGCAAGCCUCCUUUGUUGGCGUUGACUGGGGGAUCUGGCUCGAGCAGAAAGGACAGCCGAUUUCAUUUUGGCACGGCGCUCCUCUGUGGCCAAAGGAGUCGAACAAGCAGAUUAUCAACUUUGUUGUUGAAAUCCCGAUAUGGCAGGAUGCCAAAAUAAUAAUUAAGCGGACCGAGCCCUUGACGUGGCAGGACGUCCAAAAAUACCGCCUCGGCACUGCGCAGGCGUUUAGAGAUUGGUUUACGUACUACAAAGUAGCUCGCGGGGGCAGCGUGAUCCCCAUCAUUGGCGAAUCCUACCAAAACGUGACAAUGAUGCAGGACGUGCUCGAAAAGAGCCACAAGUCUACAACCAAUGGUACUACCUCGACGACAAGUUGGAGCUGAUCAAGAUGCCGGGAGGGGUCUAAGGGGGCUUUGGGAGGGAGCUGCCGGAUUGGGAGACCUACGAAAACGGGAGAGGCUGCUCCAGGUUGAGGGUCCGUAAUCAAGCCGAGGACCAUGACGUGGAUGGGCGGGGUAGGGUGUGAGUGGUAGUGACGAAUUAGGCAGGUCCG
Messenger RNA from Gaeumannomyces tritici R3-111a-1, 689 nucleotides. RefSeq lists its product as hypothetical. The transcript is spliced from 5 exons. Gene Ontology annotation, biological process: phosphate-containing compound metabolic process. Gene Ontology annotation, cellular component: cytoplasm. The record is from RefSeq and is a predicted model, not a curated record. NCBI's taxonomy places the organism in Eukaryota, Fungi, Ascomycota, Sordariomycetes, Magnaporthales, Magnaporthaceae. The coding region runs from base 1 to 519 and encodes 172 amino acids. Gene Ontology annotation, molecular function: magnesium ion binding; inorganic diphosphate phosphatase activity.